CUUGUUUGAUAAGUUUCUGAUAAAGAUUUAAUAUAAAAAAGCAUGUCUCACACAUAAAUUUGUUAAAAUAAUUUAAACAGUUUUAAAGUGAAGAACAAAAAAAAGUGAAAAAAAAAAAUGAAAAUUAUUUUGGCAUUAAUUUUCGGCAUGAUUGCCUGUGCUUCAGCUCAAACCUGCACUCAACCAAAUGAGCCACGACAAGUUGUACCUCAUCCAACGGACUGCGCAAGAUAUAUAGUUUGUGCUUUUGGACGUGAAGGUGUUCAUUUGUGUCCUGCACAUAUACCUCAUUUUAAUGCUUGCACAUUGAAUUGCACAACUUCAAAAAACAUGUGCUUCACAUGUUCUGAUCAAACUACUGUUGGAACCACCACCACUUUAGUUGACGGCACACCGACUCUUCCAGUUGAUAUUACAACAACGCUUCCAGUAGAUGGAACAACCACUGUAACCGAUGAGCCUACAUUUAUUCCUACACCACCUCCAGAUACCACAGCUGGAGCUGAUACAACCGCUACUACUGUUGCUACCACUAUUGCUGGAGAUACAACAAUUUCAGUCCCAACAGCACCAGUUGUCCCACCAACACCUCCAGUCGUUCCAUAAGCAAUGCUACAUCUGAUACCGAAGACUAAAAUUAUUUUAUUAUUUUUUUUUAAAUUUUUUUCAUGUUUUAAUGUGAAACUUGUGAGAAUAAUUUUG
Molecule: messenger RNA, 702 nt
Organism: Chironomus riparius
Lineage: Eukaryota; Metazoa; Arthropoda; Insecta; Diptera; Chironomidae
Source: the annotation of a GenBank genome assembly